AUGUCUUCGUUAAAGAAAGUUGCACUUUGGAUUUUGUUUUUCCUUGCGAUAGUUGUCGCAAUCAUUGCUUGCAUUUUUCAAGUUCGCUACGGAAAUAAAGAUUCAAUGCCUUGUGUUUUUUGUGAUAUUGUUAAUAAAACAAGAGAUGCAGAUAUGCUCUAUAUGGAUGAGGACUUUAUUGCAUUCAAAGACAUAAAACCUGCUACCUCGAAUCAUUUCCUUAUAAUUCCUAAAAGACAUAUUGCGAAUACAAAUUCCUUGACAAUUGCUGACAAAGACAUGAUUGUAAAAAUGAAACUUAUUAUGCUGGAAUUACUCAAAAAGCAUAAUCAAACAAUUGAGAAUGAAAUAUCUCUAGGAUUCCAUGUACCUCCCUUUAAUUCUAUAAAACAUCUUCAUUUGCAUGGAAUUUCACCAAAAUCCGAGAUGAAACUUAUCGGUCGAUGGAUAUUCAAAGAAGACAGCUAUUGGUACAAAAGUGUAGACACAAUCAUCGCAUCGUUGAUUGAAAAUUCAUAG
Molecule: messenger RNA, 519 nt
Organism: Clunio marinus
Lineage: Eukaryota; Metazoa; Arthropoda; Insecta; Diptera; Chironomidae
Source: the annotation of a GenBank genome assembly